UGCACGCCUAUACACGCGCGCGUCGCUUUCAGAGAGGCGCGUGGAGAAGCUCCGAGCUGUUUCUGCCGGUCGAGGUGUUCGUUCUCUUGGCGAGCCUGUUCUUCAAGAAAAUGUCGUCGGUGCGAACGCAAUCGACCGGCGGCGGCGUCCUCGGUUUGAGCAGCGUCGGUUCCGAUCGCACUGGUGCCACCUCGACUGUCGCCGGUUCUCAUUCCCACUCGCACAGGAAGCAUCAUCAUCAUCACAGAAGCAGGAGCGCGCCCAGGGCGCCGGAGAAACCGCCGAGGAAGCGUCAUCUUAAUCCCGGCCACAGCCUCGCUUCCAUUCCCAACCAGAUUAAGCUGUCGAUGCUGAACAGCGGCCUCAUCUCGUUCGCCUCAGAAGAACUCGGUGGUAGCAUGAGCACCACUCUGCCAUCAGCACCGACAGAACUUCCGCAAUUCCCGAAGCUUUGCGAGCUGCGUCGAAAGUUUCCUGUUCUGUACCGCGUGGAGUUUCAGACAGCGACGAAAGUGGAGACACAUUCAUGCAGACACGCCAUGAAACCAUCCAACAAAGAGAAGAACCAAAACCAAAAGUGUAUUCCUUAUGACUACAACAGGGUGGUUUUGGAUACGAUCGAGGGCGAGCCCGACUCCGAUUACGUUAACGCGUCUUAUGUAGAUAGUAUAUUGAAACCGAACGCUUACAUCGUGACUCAGGGACCCAUGGAGAACACUGUGACAGAAUUCUGGCGGAUGGUCUGGCAGGAGAAAGCUUGUUGUAUCGUCAUGUUGACGAAAACCUUCGAUUUCAUCAGGGUGAUGUGCGUCCAGUAUUGGCCAGCGAGUAAAGAGAAGGACGAAGAAUACGGUGGUAUCGGCGUUUCCGUGCUGAAGGAAGAGGAGCUCGCCAAUUUUCACAUACGGACGAUAAGGCUUUAUAAGAAAAACGAGAACGACGAGGUUACAGAAGAAAGAACAUUGUUACAGUUCCAUUACACGGAAUGGCACUCGCACACGUGUCCAUUUGGAAACGCGGUCCUCGAGUUUCGUCGUCGAGUAAGAGCGGUGGUUGGUUCCACCAUAAAGAACGAAUCUGGACCCAUGGUGGUGCAUUGCAAUGACGGUGGUGGAAGAUCAGGCGUUUAUUUAGCGAUAGACGCGAAUAUGGAGCUAGCUGAAGAGGAAGACGCGUUCGACGUCUUUGGUUACUUGAAAAAGUUACGGCAAAGCAGAAGAGGACUUAUCGAGAAUUUGGAACAGUACAAAUUCGUGUACGACACGUUAGAGGAGUUCGUGGUGUGCGGCACCUCGUGGUUUCCGGUCUCGGAGUUGUCGCAACGCCUGAAACAGAAGAGCGUAAAGGAUCCAAUAACCAAGAUGAAUGAAUAUCAGCGGGAGUAUCAGCAAAUUUGUAAGCAAACGCCGCGUUUUACGAUCGGAGAUUGCGCCGGAGGCCAUCGAGCCGAUAACAGGGAAAAGAACAGGGAUGUUCUUGUAGUGCCACCUGACAACUUUCGACCAUACCUCACCAGCUUCCAGGGUAACAGUUACACUGACUAUAUAAACGCUGUCUUUGUGGACGGUUACACGAAGCCCAGGGAAUACAUCGUAACCGAAUGGCCACUUCGACACACGUGUGGUGAGUUCUGGUCCCUGGUUUACGACUACGAGUGCGCCGCCGUGGUGGUGCUGUGUGUGCCUCCACCAGGUUCCACCAACUUCCCAAGCUUUUGGCCGGAGGGAAAACACUCGAAGAAAUACGGUCCUGUAUUUACGAUUGAUCACAUCAGCCACAAUCACUAUACGAACAUCAAGACCUGGAUUUUUAGGAUAAAUAAGAAGAUUGUGUCGCUGACCGAGCUUAUGGCAGGAGUGAAAGCUCCACCGAAGACCGUUCAACUGUUCCAGCUGACCUGUUGGCCAAUGGGUCACAAGGUCCCGACGUCGACGAACAGUCUGGUCGAGUUGAUGAAUAUGGUUGAAAGGUGGAGGCAACGAACGGAUUAUGGGCCGGUCGCUGUGGUCUCCCCAGAUGGUAGAAGUCGUUGUGGCGUGUAUUGUGCCGCAAACGCGUGCAUAGAACAGGUCAUUCAGCACGGGGAAGUGGACAUUUUCCAGGCAGUUAAAACCGUACGCAGGCACAGGCCUCAGCUCGUUGAGAACAUGACCGAGUACAAGUACUGCUACGACCUAGUGCUCCACUACGUACUCCACUACCUAAAUAAGGACAUGAACGAGAAAAAGUGAGAAAGCGAGUUGAGGGACGAGCUGUGGUUCAUCGAGUUCGGCCGCGGGGCAGCGUUACCUCUUACA
Molecule: messenger RNA, 2297 nt
Organism: Habropoda laboriosa
Lineage: Eukaryota; Metazoa; Arthropoda; Insecta; Hymenoptera; Apidae
Gene: Ptp36E
Product: receptor-type tyrosine-protein phosphatase kappa
Exons: 14
Coding region: 111-2231 (706 amino acids)
Biological process (GO): protein dephosphorylation
Molecular function (GO): protein tyrosine phosphatase activity
Source: RefSeq, a predicted model, not a curated record